AUGUAUCAAUCUAUCUCAUCUAUCUAUCUAUCUAUCUAUCUAUCUAUCUAUCUGCAUGUAUAUCAUUCUCAUUUUUUUCAUAUCUGUCUAUCUAUCUAUCUAUCUACCUCAGUUUUUUCAUAUCUAUCUCUUUAUCUAGCUAUCUGUCUGUCUGUCACAGUUUUUUUUUUCAUAUCUAUCUAUCUAUCUAUCUAUCUAUCUAUCUUAGGUUUUUUCAUAUCUACCUAUCUCAGAUUUUUUCAUAUCUAUCUAUCUAUCUAUCUAUCUAUCUAUCUAUCUACCUAUCUAUCUCAGUGUUUUCAUAUCUAUCUAUUUAUCUAUCUAUCUGUCUAUCUGUCUCGGUUUUUUUUUCAUAUCUAUCUAUCUAAGUAUCUAUCUAAAUCUGUUCAUAACUGUCUAUCUCUCUUUGUUCAUAUCUAUCUAUUUAUCUAUUUUUUUUCAUAUCUAUCUAUCUAUCUAUCUAUCUAUCUAUCUAUCUGCAUGUAUAUGAUUCUCGGUAUGUUCAUUAUUUAUCUCGAUAUAACCAUUUUUUAUCUAUCUAUCUUAUUAUCUGUCUAUCUUUAUCUAUACCUCAGUUUUUUCAUAUCUAUCUAUUUAUUAUCUGUCUGUCUGUCAUUUUUUUUUCAUUUCUAUCUAUCUAUCUAUCUAUCUAUCUUAGGUUUUUCAUAUCUACCUAUCUCAUUUUUUUAUCUAUCUAUCUAUCUAUCUAUCUAUCUAUCUAUCUAUCUCAGUUUGUUUUCAUAUCUAUCUAUUUAUCUAUCUAUCUAUCUGUUCAUAUCUAUCUCUAUGAUAGUUUUUUAUUCAUAUCUCAGUUUUCUAUCUAUCUAUCUAUCUAUCUAUUAUCUAUCUAUCUAUCUGUAUGUAUAUAUCAAUCUCGGUAUAUUUCAUUAUUUAUCUCGAUAUCAUUUUCUAUCUAUCUAUCUAUCUAUCUAUCUAUCUAUCCAUCUAUCAGUUUUUUAUCUAUCUAUCUAUCUGUCUGUCUUUCUCAGUUUUUUUUCAUAUUUAUCUAUCUAUCUGUCUCUACCUAUCUGUCUAUCUAUCUAUCUAUUAUCUAUCUAUCUAUCUAUCUAUCUAUCUAUCUAUCUCAGUGUUUUCAUAUUCUAUUUUCAUCUAUCUAUCUAUCUGUUUCGGUUUUUUUCUUUGUCUAUCAUCUAUCUAAAUCUGUAUAUUUAUCUCUAUCUGUUCAUAUCUAUCUAUUUAUCUAUGUUAGUUUUUUUAUAUAAUUAUGUAUGUGUCAAUCUAUCUCAGUUUUUUUCAUAUCUAUCUAUCUAUCUAUCUAUCUAUCUAUCUAUCUGCAUGUAUAUGAUUCUCGGUAUGUUCAUUAUUUAUCUCGAUAUAACCAUUUUUAUCUAUCUAUCUAUCUAUCUUAGUUUUUUUCAUAUCUGUCUAUCUAUCUAUCUAUCUACCUCAGUUUUUUCAUAUCUAUCUAUUUAUCUAGCUAUCUGUCUGUCUGUCACAGUUUUUUUUUCAUUUCUAUCUAUCUAUCUAUCUAUCUAUCUUAGGUUUUUUCAUAUCUACCUAUCUCAGAUUUUUUUCAUAUCUAUCUAUCUAUCUAUCUAUCUAUCUAUCUAUCUAUCUAUCUAUCUAUCUCAGUGUUUUCAUAUCUAUCUAUUUAUCUAUCUAUCUAUCUAUCUGUCUUUUUUUUAUAUAAUCUAUCAAUCUAUCUCAGUUUUUUUCAUCUAUCUAUCUAUCUAUCUAUCUAUCUAUCUAUGUAUGUAUAUCAAUCUCAGUAUGUUCAUUAUUUAUCUUGAUAUAACCAUUUUCUAUCUAUCUAUCUAUCUAUCUAUCUAUCUAUCUAUCUAUCUAUCUAUCUAUCUCAUUUUUUUUUUCAUAUCUAUCUAUCUAUCUAAGGUUUUUUCAUAUCUACCUAUCUCAGAUUUUUUCAUAUCUAUCUAUCUAUCUAUCUAUCUAUCUAUCUAUCUAUCUAUCUAUCUAUCUAUCUAUCUAUCUAUCAAUCUAUCUAUCUAUCUAUCUCAGUGUUUUCAUAUCUAUCUACUUAUCUAUCUAUCUGUCUAUCUGUCUCGGUUUUUUUUUCAUAUCUAUCUAUCUAAGUAUCUAUCUAAAUCUGUUCAUAAAUGUCUAUCUCUCUUUGUUCAUAUCUAUCUAUUUAUCUAUUUUUUUUCAUAUCUGUCUAUCUAUCUGUAUAUCUAUCUCCGUAUGUUCAUUAUUUAUCUAUCUCGAUAUAUUCAUUUUCUGUCUGUUUUUCUGUCUGUCUGUCUAUCUAUCUCCGUUCAUAUCUAUCUAUCUAUCUAUCUAUCUAUCUAUCUAUCUAUCUAUCUAUCUUUUAUAAGCAAUAAUACGUGUACCUGCAGCUGUUUCCUUUCCCUACAAACCCCGACCCGUAACCUUCCCAGAUUUGUCUUUUCUCAUGCUUUCCUUCCUGCUCCACGUCACCGCCCAACACAUUCUCGCCUAUGCAUCCGCCUUCUCUUCUGA
Messenger RNA from Acanthosepion pharaonis, 2436 nucleotides. NCBI's taxonomy places the organism in Eukaryota, Metazoa, Mollusca, Cephalopoda, Sepiida, Sepiidae. The record is from the annotation of a GenBank genome assembly.